Messenger RNA from Mustela lutreola (European mink), 570 nucleotides. RefSeq names its product vomeronasal type-1 receptor 96-like. Gene Ontology annotation, cellular component: membrane. Gene Ontology annotation, molecular function: pheromone receptor activity. NCBI's taxonomy places the organism in Eukaryota, Metazoa, Chordata, Mammalia, Carnivora, Mustelidae. The record is from RefSeq and is a predicted model, not a curated record. Gene Ontology annotation, biological process: G protein-coupled receptor signaling pathway.
AUGUGGGUGAUUUUAAGUUCUCCUGCUACUGGCACUUCCACUGAUCUUGGACUUGUGUAUUCUCUGAUGUUCUGUGAAAUAAGACAACUCACAUACCAUUAUGCAGUGUUAUCUCAAAGUGUCAUGUUUAUGCACGAUUUCUUCUUUUUGUUCUUCAUGAUUUGGACCAGUUUCUGUAUGGCGACUGUCCUGUUCAGGCAUCACAAGACAGCCAUGCUUAUCCACAGUCCCAGCCUCUCUCCACAGUCUUUUCCAGAGACAAAAGCCGCCCGUACUGUCCUCUUGCUAGUGAGCUGCUUUGUUUUCUUCUAUGGGACUAACUCGGGUCUUUCCAUUCAUAUGGGCUCUGUAUAUGAGAAAAACCUGAUGCCAGAGAACAUCACUGGUUUUCAUUCAUCUUGCUACCCAACUGUGUGUGCCGUGGUGUUGAUUAAAUAUGAUAAUAGAGUUUCCAGAUCUACCUGUGCCAUUUCAUAUAUGAUCAUUUCUGCUUGCUUACAAUGGAGAUUUCUCUUGCAUCUAAAAAAUACUGAUAAAAAUGAUUUUAAUUGCAGGAGAGCAUGGUUGUAG